AUGGAGCUGGGGAGAGUUCAUAUGAAUCUAAAGACUCUGCUGCUGACCAUGAUGAUGUUCAAAUGGGGAAUCCUUUGCUCAGCCACAUCAGACAAAUGCUUGUCUGCACCCUGUCAGAACGGAGCUACCUGUGUGGACACCAUGAAUGACUACGCUUGCAUAUGUGCUAGAGACGGGGUCCGAUACAUGGGCAAAAACUGUGAUGAGCUCUAUGACGCCUGCUCAUUUGCUCCAUGUGAAGACUGCACCAGCAUCCCUGGCACCACAGAAUACCACUGCAUCUGUCCGGAUGGACUCAUAGGAGAUAACUGCACAGAGGAGGUGGACGAGUGUGAGAGCAACCCCUGCUCUGAGCCUCGUUCUCUGUGUGUAGACCAGCUGAAUGGAUACUACUGCAGGUGUCCGGUCGGGUACGGAGGAGAGGACUGCCAGACACACGUGACUGACUGCAUUGAUGAACCCUGCAGGAACCAGGGGACUUGUAUAUUGCAACCAGAGGGCUUUGAAUGCCAGUGUGCACCAGGGUUCGAGGGGAACACCUGUGAGGAGGAUGUGAAUGAGUGUGCAUCAAUGCCCUGUCAGAACGGAGCCAUCUGUAUGGAUGGAGUGGCAGAGUAUCACUGCUUCUGUGUGCCUGGGUUUCAGGGCUACAACUGCGAGAUUGACAUCAACGAGUGUGCGUCACGACCCUGUGAGAACAACGCCACCUGCAUCAAUGAGAAGGACAGCUACCAGUGUGAGUGCCUGGUGGGCUUCGCAGGAGUCAACUGUGAAAUUGAAGUAGACGAGUGUGAGUCGGGACCCUGCCGAAACGGAGCCACCUGCCAAGACCUCAUCGGCAUGUACGCCUGUGAAUGUCUGCCCGGGUUUGACGGCAUCGAUUGCGAAAUUGACGUUGAUGAGUGCGCCAGUGAUCCCUGUCAAAAUGAAGGUGUCUGUCAUGAUAUGGUGAACAGCUAUGAAUGUGACUGCAAUGACACAGGAUUCGAGGGUGAGCACUGUGAAGUGGACAUACCUGAGUGUGCCUCAGAUCCCUGUCAACAUGGCGCCACAUGUACAGAGGAAGUCAAAGGAUACACCUGCUUGUGCUGGCCAGGUUAUGAAGGACCAAACUGUGAAAUUGACAUCGAUGAGUGUGCCGAGCAUCCCUGUGAGAAUGACGGGGAAUGUUUUGAACGUUCGGAUCCAUCUCACUGGGAACUGGAGUGGGAGCUCAGCUUUGCAGAUGCAGCUGGAUAUAUUUGCCAGUGUCAGCCAGGGUUUGCAGGAGAGAACUGCUCUGUCAACAUUGAUGAGUGUGAAUCUGAACCGUGCCAGAAUGGAGGAGCUUGUGUGGAUCAAAUCAAUGGAUACAUCUGUACAUGCGCUGUUGGAUUUUUAGGUGACCACUGUGAAGUGAACAUUGAUGAAUGUGAGAGCCAGCCCUGUCAGAACGGUGGCUGGUGUGAAGACGGCAGAGCGUCCUACACCUGCCACUGUCCUGAUGCAGAGCCAGGUCAACUUCCUUGGGGAGGCAAUCAAUGUGAGGUGAAGCUCUAUGGCUGUGUGGACCAUGAAUGCCAGAAUGGAGCCACAUGCCACCCAUGGCUGGAGGGUGAAGAACAUGGCCACACAUGCUUGUGCCCUCAUGGCUUCUAUGAUGAGCACUGCUCGACGCGUACAACGUUCUCUUUCUCCACUCCAGGAUUCAUUCACAUUGUGGUUUCUGUAGAAGAGAGGACACGAAGGGAGGUUGAGCACAGUGUUCAUAGUGGUUACGGGGUGCAGCUACGCUUCCGGACAACCAUACCCAAUAUGUUGCUCUGCUACAGAGGUGACUUGGACAACCACCUCCUUCUGGAGAUUGUGAAUGGUGGUCUUCACGCUAAAGCCUUUUCUGAAGAGUCUGAACUGGAUGUAAUGUUUUCCGGCUUGGUGAGUGAUGGAGACUGGCGGGAUGCUCAUGUGUUUGUGGAUGAUGAAGGACUAGUUCUGAUUCUGAAAGGCCCCGGCUGUGACAGGGACGGAUGCAGAGUUAUAGAUGGUGGUGCUGAUGAACCACCUUUCCAAGCAUCUGAAGCCUUCACUCAAAUUUAUGUAGGUGGAGCACCAGAGGACCUUUUAGGGGACACUGUAAGUGGUGUGAACUUCAUUGGGUGCAUGGAAGACCUAAUGAUAGACUCUAAGCCUGUCCUUCCCCAAACAUUUCCAGAAGACCAAGGCCAUGAACUGGGAUGUAGUAAGACUGAAUGGUGUCAGCCUGAACCCUGCUUUGGACAAGGACGCUGUGUGGACCUGUGGACCAGCUACCACUGUGACUGCUAUCGUCCCUUUCAUGGUGAAAGCUGCUCUGAAGAGUUCCCUUCCUGGACAUACAGCCAUGAAGCCCAAACCAGUUUCAGUGUCUAUGAUGUUGGUAAGAGCCACGGGAGCAACUUCAACGUGUCCUUCUUCCUGAGGUCACUAAAGCCGGACGGACUGCUGUUUCAGCUUAGAAGACCCACAGAGGAAGAGGAGGGAGAGGUCUACUUCUCAGUCUACCUAGGCAUGGGGAGAGUUUUUGUCAACUCUCUGAUUAACAGUGCCCCACUCUCUGCUCCAAUAUUUGUGACCACUGGCGAGAAGCAUCUUCUACAAGUGGAAGUCCAACAUAGAACGGUGAUCUUUGAGCAUGCAGGCCUUCGCUACGGAAUAGGGGAGAUCCCUGAAGUGAAUGUGAACAGUGGGGAUCAGGCAUAUGUAGGAGGUCUUCCAGCAGGCUGGGACUCUGAUGCAUGGGGGGGGCAUUACAAAGGUUGCCUCCAGGACCUUCGUAUAGACUUAGUUCAUCUGGACGUGGACGCCUGGAACAGCUCAGAAGAGGAGGAGGUGUAUUUACCAAGUGAUGCUGAAAAUGUUACGACGGGCUGCAUCAGUGACGACACUUGCAAGGAGGAGCCUUGUCAAAACGGAGGAGAAUGCACCAUCACGUUCAACGAUUUUACGUGUUCCUGUUCAGAGGAUUACACCGGAAAGACCUGUGAAACACGUGUGUGGUGUGUUAGUGAUCCUUGUGUCAAUGGCGGCCAUUGUGUGGACCUCCCUGAUGGAUAUGAAUGUGUGUACAAUGCCACUUUUGAGAACAACCCUGUGCAGUUCAGUGCUGGAGGCUCCCUGGCUGAACCCGUCUCAACCAUAUACAUGGAGCUGCGGACCCGUUCAGAGAACGCUGUUCUCCUGAGGGCCUCCUGGGGUUCUGACCUGUUGAUGGUAGGCCUGCUGGACUCUUCGGUCCGGGUGGAGAUCCACAUCGGCAACAGUGUGGAGACACUGACCUUUACAGGAGUACGUCGAGUGGCUGAUGGGAGCUGGCACCGUGUGAACAUCUCAAUGGCUGAGAAAGAACGCAAAACCUCUCCCUGGAUCAUCACUGUGGAUGGAAUCAUGGAUGCCAGCAGCCUGCUGGAGCACACGGGGAGUCUUCACUUCCUUAAUGAGAAGGACGCCACCUUGGCCAUUGCGGAGAGCUUCACUGGUUGCUUGGGUGCAGUGAGGGUCGGAGGAGUCUACCUUCCUUUUAUGGAUGAUUAUAAGGCCCCACAACCAUCUCAGUUCCAUUUAAUUGGAAAACCAAAGAUUCAUUUGGGUUGUAGCAGCGCCCCUGUUUGUGCUUCAGGUCCUUGUCUAAAUGGAGCAACAUGUGAAGAUCUCUUUAAUAAAUUUGGCUGUUUGUGUGACUUAGGUUGGGAGGGAGAACAGUGUGAGGUAGACACUGAUGACUGUGCAUCUCACCCUUGUAGUCAUGGAAACUGUAAGGACUACUUAGCUGGUUUUGAGUGCCAGUGCCAGCCUGGGUAUGAAGGCACAAUGUGUGAUGAGGAUGUAGAUGAGUGUGAGCAUCAUGACUGUAAACAUGGAGGCACCUGUCACGAUGGACCCAACAUGUACACCUGUACAUGCCCUGAGGACUACAGUGGUCCACUGUGCCAGUGGGACUAUCCACCAAUGGAGUGCGGUAAAGACGUCCAGUGUGGAAAUGAUGGUGUUUGCAAUGAUGGGCCAUGGGGAGCUAACUGCACAUGUAUGCCAGGUUUUACAGGCAGCAGAUGUGAAAUGGAGAUCAAUGAGUGUUUAUCUAAUCCCUGUCGGAAUGGUGGUUCCUGUUUGGAUCGUUUUAACAUGUUUGUGUGUGAAUGCCCACCUGGCUACAGCGGUCCAACCUGUGACACUAAUAAGCAGUUCCAUAAACAGGCGGUUCCCUGGCUGGUGGUAGCCGUCCCUCUGCUGUGCCUCUGCGUGCUCAUCCUGACCAUUGGCUUUACUUUCAUGGUGCUAACAGCGAGGAAGAAGCGUCAGUCAGAGGGAGCGUACAGCCCCAGUUCUCAGGAGCUGGCUGGAGCUCGUCUGGAGAUGGACAGCAUGCUCAAAGUUCCACCAGAGGAAAGACUCAUCUGA
Scomber japonicus (chub mackerel) is the source of this 4413-nucleotide messenger RNA. It is a transcript of the gene crb2a, whose product is annotated as crumbs cell polarity complex component 2a. The record is from RefSeq and is a predicted model, not a curated record. Gene Ontology annotation, cellular component: protein-containing complex; plasma membrane. NCBI's taxonomy places the organism in Eukaryota, Metazoa, Chordata, Actinopteri, Scombriformes, Scombridae. Gene Ontology annotation, biological process: establishment or maintenance of epithelial cell apical/basal polarity; heterophilic cell-cell adhesion. Gene Ontology annotation, molecular function: calcium ion binding. The transcript has 13 exons. Bases 1 to 4413 code for a protein of 1470 amino acids.